Nycticebus coucang (slow loris) is the source of this 9233-nucleotide messenger RNA. It is a transcript of the gene C17H4orf50, whose product is annotated as chromosome 17 C4orf50 homolog. The record is from RefSeq and is a predicted model, not a curated record. The coding region runs from base 2642 to 7036 and encodes 1464 amino acids. NCBI's taxonomy places the organism in Eukaryota, Metazoa, Chordata, Mammalia, Primates, Lorisidae. The transcript is spliced from 14 exons.
AAUGAGGUUCACCCAGGCAGGUACGGUAGUGGCCCCGCUUCCAUACCCCAAGUCCCUGGUAGGAGCCAGCAUGUCUCCCAACAGUCCUAGGUGUGGCUUCCAACGCCCCUGCUGGGGACAGGCUUGCUUCCAAGGGCCUUUCUGCUCAGGGAGCCACAGGGCCUCAGUCGACACCAGGCACUCACACGGCAGCCACAGCUGCUGUGCCUGGGAGGUGCGUCCUGCAGGGUUCCUGCCACUGCUGCUGCUGGCAAUGCACAUGUGGUUCCCCAGGAACCCAAGGUCACCUUCUCAAGUAGGGAGGUGAAGGUGGUUCAGCCCUUCCCACACCCUUCCCACAGACCCACUAGGAGGACUGAGUAGAGGGCCACAGAAGGUUUCUGGUACAGAGAUGCCCCCAGGAGCAGCCUGCACACGGGGGCUGCCAUCUCUCACUCAAUCCUCUGUGGGCCAAAGGCAGCUGGGGAGGAGUAGGGGCAGAGGAGUGGAAGGCUGGGGACCGGGUUCUGCCACCACCAACCUGGCAGCCUCUGGAGGCCAAGGAGCCAAGGCCAGGCCAGCAGACUGGCUGUGCAGGGACAAGCCCUGCUGGUUUGCCCAGGAGGUCAGUCCCCCAUGGCUGCGAGGUCUUUCUCAUUGGGUCUCACUUCACUCUGGGUCUCUGGCUGGUCACAGAGACCAGCUCCAGUGACAUGCUGAACUGGACUCAGGUGAAACCGGACAAGUGCUUUGAGAGCUGACGCGUUUACAGUUAGCUUGCACUAAAGGUCCAGGAUGCCAUCCAGCCUGCACACAGCACUGGGCCAGGAGGGAGAGAGAAAUGUGCGUUCAGGGGCCUGCGGCUUGCCCUGGCUCUCUGCACACCCACGUCAGCCCUGGAGUCACUGUCCCUGUCAGCAGAUUUCCCUCCCCGCUCUCCACCCCCCUGCCCACCAGGAGUUGGGGGUUGCAGCCCCUGCUUUUCCCUCCCUCCCUAACUAAUCCCACGACCCGGGUGGCACUGUUGAACCAUGGCCUGUUCGAUUUGCAUUUUCUCACACUUAACCAGGACCUGCUAGGGGCAACCAGUGUGGAUCCUCGUCCUCCCUCGGGUGGUCUGAACUCUUCGGUAGGCCCCAAGCUCUGCCCCCGGAGUCUGUCCCCUCCUCCCCUGGCUGCCAGUCUUGGUCUCAGGAAUGGAAGAAUGAAUUCAUGGACCACAGGCAAGCAAUAGUUGAUAGUGAUAGAACAAUAGUUGAUUAGAGGAUGGAAAAGCUUCCAACACAGUGGAAGGGGUCCUGGGGGCAGGUCAGCUGUUUGGAGCUUUUAUACCUCAUCUGCGGCCCAAACCUUGCUGGAAAACACUGAUUGGGUCCUUCAAACCUAGCUGGCUUACAUUGAUUGGUCUCUUUAAACCUUAACUGACUGGCCUCUGUUGAUUGGCCCUCUCUUUGGGCCAGCGAGCUUUUUGCGUCCGAUCCCCUACAGGGAGCCCCCUUCCCCACAGCACAUUCUGCCCAGCAACAGCCAGUGACCAAUGGCUGCACUGGUCAUCCUAGGGAAGUCCCUACCACUUGUCCUGCUACCUUGCCAGUAGCUGCUUUUAAAGCCUUCUGGCUUCUAUCAGUUCCAGCCGAGGUUAGGACUCUAGUGUCCUUCCUGUGUCCAUUUCAGACUUGGGGAACCUAACCAAGGCUUCAGGGGGGCAGGGACCAUCCUCACAGCCACCUGCAGGCAUUGAUAAGGCCACUUUCCUUUUCUGCCUUCCCAAUUCCAUCUUCCCCACACCCAUCCCCCAUCUCCCUCACCCAGAAAGAGCUCGAUGACACUUCUCUAGGGGAGGCGCCACCAUGCCCUGCCCUUAGGGGAGGAGGGAGGAUGCACCCUUCCUCAGGGGUGCUCCCCCAGGAAGAGGUUAGAAUUCCUGCUAACGCCUCCGGAGGCCUCAGGAUGAUUUUCAGUCGGUCACUCUGCUGCUUUCACUGUCAAUCAAUCCUCAGAACACAGUGCCAGGCCCUGGGAGCCCAGUGGAGGCUCCACAUUGGGAGGGGCACUGCUGUCAUUUUGCAAGGGGCUGUCACUUGCCUGGGAUCACACGGCAAGUAAUGACCUCACUAGGCAGCUGACCACAGGGUCUGGGGGCUGCACAGCAUUGCCUCUGCCCACCACCCAACAACCCCUUGCCACACUGUGUGUUGCACACCUGUUGAGGGCUCUGCCCAGAUCCACUUGCUUAUUCCUCAGCAGCUCUUGACUUAGGAACGAUUUUUACUACCCCACUUUUUUUAAUGAGACCUUAAGUAUUAUUUGUCCAGGAUCACACCCAAGGAGAGAUGGAGAUAGGACUUGAACCCAGGCUGUGUGCUGGGAUCCCAUGCCUGGGAUCUGAGUUGCUCCACGGCCCCUCCAACCAGCAUGUACCCCUUGCUACCUCCAACUGUCCCUGCUCCGGGUCCACUGCAACCCCUCAUGACCAUCUAGAUAUUGGCCACGCCGAGGAAAUAGGGUUAAAGACAGAAGCUUGUCCAGCUCAGAAAACCUCUCUACAAAGGAUAUUUUCUCCAACUAUGUGAAGGCACAACCACCACCUCGAAUCUGCAGGAAGUCAGUGUUGCAAAUUCACUUAACUUUUUAAAGUCUUGCUCUAUAAAAAAUUUAAAGAAUGGAGCCAACAGCUAAGGGAAGAACUGAAAAAAGCUUCAGUUAUGUCAUCAGAGCCCCCAGCAGUGAUGGGUUUGACAUAAUGAAUGUUGAUGUGAAGAUUGACACGUCCUGGGUGUUCCAGGAUGUGGAAGAUAGUGAGGAUCAGGGAUGUCUUCUGGAAGAAGCAGCCAGCAGCCCCGCUGUGGACACAGGGACACUCAGGAAGCAGCUGGAAUCCUCUGAGCAGAAGCUGUUGGCAGCUGCGGACAAGUAUGUGACAUCAGAAUCCGGGCUGAGGAACAGAAUCCAGGAGCUGGAGCUGUCAGAGAAGAAGCUCCGCGGGAAGGUGGACCAGCUGAGUGCCCGCGCGGCCCAGGAAAGAAGCGCCUGGCUCCGAGCCCAGGAGAAGCUGGCGGUGCUGCAGGGGGAGCUGGCCAGCCAGGUUCGGGAACAGGAGACUGCAGCCCUGCGGCGCCUGCGGGAGCGGCUGCGGAGCAAGGACGAGGCGCUGGGGCGGCAGACGGCGGCCUUGGAGCGCUGCAGGUGGGCCCAGCGCCGUGAGCUGGGCCUGGUGUGCGAGCAAGAGCGCGUCCUGCGGGCGCAGGUGCAGCGGCUGGAACGCGACGUGCGGCGCCUGUGUUGCGCUGUGGGCCUCUUGCUGGCCGGGCUGGACACCUCGGACCCCAGCCCUCAGGGAGCCUCUAAGGCUGCAGCAGAACUGCGCGUCCUGCAGGAGAGGGCCGAGCGGGAUCGGAAGGAGGCGGCGCGCCGACUGCAGGAGCAGAGGGCCACGGAGAGAUGGCUCCGUGCGCAGCUAGAGGAGCUGCGCUGCUGCAUAUACGGACUGACGCUGUCGGAGAUAGGCCUGCUGGAGCAGGUGGAGGACCUCGCCGUGCAGAACCACAGCCUGCGACAGAAGCUGGGGCUCCAGGCACCUCCUGGUCACUGCAGCCUGGACACCUGGGGCUGUGUUCAGGGUGACUCACUGCGCGUGCUCAGGGAGGAUGUGCUAGAUGCCUGCAGAAGCCAAGGCUGCCUCCGGUCUGAGGAUGCCCCUGGGCCUUGGGCCUCGGCAGGACAGCCCCGGGAGGGGCCCCGCACCUGGGGCUGUGUUGAGGCUGGACGAGACUCUUCUGUUUUGAUGCCCAGGCUGGAGAACACGGGCAAACUCCCAAGAGACCUGAGAGGGUCUGACCAGGAACCGCUUCCUCUGGCUGAGCCCAGCUCAGAUAGACAGAUUCUUGUCCUCAUCUGUGGCUGCCCCCCAGGGCAGUGCUUGGACGGAUCACUCCUCCCUGUGGACCUGGCCAGGAUUUCAGCGACUUCGGCAGCUGAACCUGCCCCAGACUCCUUUCUUCUGGUGCGGACAUCCACACUCCCUCUCUGGGGGCUGGACAGGGACUCUGCUCUCCAGCUGCCACUGCUGCUCCAGGGGGCUCUCCCAGAAGAACUCCAAACCCAAGAGGUGUCAGACACCAGGCCCCUGCGUGUUGCUAGAGCCACAGGGCACCCCGGCUGGGGCAGUCGCCAAGCAAGGCGCUACCCCUCCCUCUGCCAAGAGGCCCCCCAUGUUGUGAAUCACCGAUUUCCCAGGACAGGGCCGGAGGAUCUAAAAGACAAUGGGCGUGAAGGAGGAAGGGCCCUAGGAGGGAGGAGGGAGGCGGAAGAGGCACAGGGGACCUUGGGCAAGAAGGAGGAAGCCCUCAGAGAAAACUGCCAGCCGAGCCAGGGGUGCCAUGCGCACCCGAAUUUGGAGAAUGGGGUUCAUGCUGCAGGGGCUGUGCAGGACCAGGCUAUCGUCAGCUGUCCCAGGCUCCUGCAGGAGUUUCCGAUGCUCCUCCUCCAGGGGGUGGCCUCUGUGUCAAAGGAGGCUCCCGAAAGCCUGAGCAGGAAAGGAAGGGUGGAAGGAUGUGUCUGGGGCCUCCCGGGGGAGCUGCCAUCAGAGCAAGAAGUGACACCUCCAGGCCCCUUCUCCAGGGCUCAUGGGACCGAAGAAUCAUGGCCAGCAGGUGGUCACCUCCUGGAAGGGAAGAGCAGAGGGAAGGGCGGGGAGGAGAGCCAGUCGCGGUUCAGAGAGGCUCUGCUUCUGCAAGAAGGGAGUCACGAGGAUGGAGACCAGGAGAAGGAAGGGGGGGAGUCACUUUAUCAGGAAGCAUCCAGUCUCGGUCACAGGGAUGUCCCUGAGGAGCCUGACUCUGAGGCACAUGAGGGCAAGGAGAUGCUUUUCUUCCUGGGAGAGAGAGGCUUGCUGCACAGGGCAGCCUUACCAGGUGGCAGGGAUGAACCCACCAGUAGCCCCUGGGCUCUGAGCAAAGGCCGUGACAGGUAUACUCCCAGAAUAGAUGAAUUUGCAGAGGAGAUGGAGGCUUGUUUCCAGCAACUCUCCAUCCUGAGGCCUGGUGGGGGGGGGCAUUGGCAGGAAGCCUCUGCACUGGCCGGAGACAACUGGACAUUUGCUCAGAAGUGGCCCAGCUCUGAGGAGAGCACUUGCUCUCAACAGGUUUGGGGAAGCCAGGGCUUGGGCAUUUGCCCUGUCCAGAAAACAAAGGCCAAAGAGAGUGGUGAAGGUGUUAAACUGGGAAAGAACACAGCCCUGGGUGCCUACAAUGUCCUUCAGGGGACUGAUGGGGGCGAGGCCAUCCUGGGCCCUCCAGAGGGGCCCACCGAGCCACUGAGGGAGCUGGAGGGAGUGAGGAGCAAGUUCCAUCAGCUCAUUUCUGGACUGAAGAGGGAGAGGGGGAAGGCUUUACGUGACAAUGCCAAACUUCAGGGAGACCGGGAGAGAUACCGCAAAAAGGUGUAUGCCCUUGAAAAAGAGAGAGAGAGAGACAUGACAACCAUCUCCAGGCUCCAGCGGGAUAACGAGAUGCUGGUAAGACACGUCUCUCCCUUAAAGGAGGAGCUGGACCAGUAUUUGCAGGUCAUCUCUCUCCUUGAGGACUGCAACAGGAAGAGUUAUAGCAAAAUUUCCGGACUUGAGGAGGAAAAUGAAAGACUAAAAGAGAAUUUGAGCCAACUCCAGAAGGCCACAGCUGAGAGUCUGAGAAGCUGCAGAGGUGCAAUGGAGCGGGUUUCCCUGGAGAACUGGGAGCUCAAGGCGCUUACUUCGGAGCUUGGGGUCAGUUAUAAAGAGCUGAUAAGGGAGGUAGUGCUGGGAAUGGAAGACAUCAUCCGAGCCUUCAGGGGGGAGAAUGAGCAGCUUCUGGGCAGGGUUCAUGUCCUGGAGAGGAAGGUUGCCUUGCAAAGGAGCACAGACGUGGGAGGAAGGGGGCACCUUCCGGAAGAAACUGAGGUACUUACAGUAGACAAAGAGGUUCAGGUGACUCAGCUCUCAGGGCCCUGCUUGGAGGAGGAAAGGGGUCAGACUGCAGGGCAGACAGGACCUUCCUUAGACAUGGAGCAUUCCAGAUGCAACGCUGCUUCUCCUCCAUCGCUGCUCUGGAGAAAUGCCGGAAUAUCCAGUGCUCUGCAAGGACGCAUCAGUGGUGUGGGAGCGAAAGGAGCUCAUUUGGAAAAAGAGAAAAGGCCCCGGUGUUCUGUAGCUGCAGGACAAGCUCCGAGGUCUCCGAGCGACGGCCCCCAGCCCCAGCGCUCAGAGGCCGGAGCUCCUGAGGAAGAUCCCAGGCUGCGCGCCCGGCGACUCCAUCACCAGGUGCUGACCCUGCAGUGCCAGCUCCGAGACCAGGCGGCUGCCCACAGAGAGCUGCAGGUGUCUCGGGACCAGGCCCUCGACCUCCAGGAGGAGCUCAAGGGCAAGCUUGAAGAACUUCAGAAAAAGCAACAUGAAGCACAUUUGGCUGUGACUCCUCUGAAGGCCAAGAUUGCUUCCCUGGUCCAGAAGUGCCGAGAGAGGAACGGGCUGAUCACACACCUGCUGCAGGAGCUGCACAGACACCAGCCAGCAAACCUCCUGCUGUCCGAGCUGGUGCAGCGCAUGGUGAACGACGUGGCGCUGGCCGAGUACGCAGCUACAUUCCUAGCUCCGGGAGUCUCAGAGACGAGCUACCACCUGGACAUCGAGUCUGAGAGGACAGCAGGGCUAAGAGCUCAGAGAUACCUCUUGAAUCCUGGAGUGGACAGUGUCCUCCAAAGCUCAUUGUGUCCAGAGUCCUGGCCUGUCUCUGAGGCUGAGUACCCAGCACAGACAGCUCACGUGGAUUCUCUGAAGCUUCCCCUGCCCUUGGGGCUCAUGUGUGAUCCUGGACCGUGCCUGGAAGCGGUCACUGUGGAGCCAGGACCCCCUGGACAACAGCUGCAUGAAGAAGGCGGAAUGCCCUGCCCUGACCUGCAGGCCGUGGGCUGCCCUGCACCUGCUGAGCUGCUGAGCCCAGUGAGGAUCCUGGCUUUUCACCAAGAGCUUAGACAAAGCAUUUGCAGCAAUCCCCAGGUUAAUAAAUCACCACUUGAGUUAUAAAUGUAACAGUCCCCUCGUUCUCCGGGGCCAUUUCACAGGCUCCAUAAAUAUUUGAAGCAGAACCUUCUGAGAGUGCUUUAAGAAAUUGGUAGCAAUCAAAGCCCUCAUUUAGUGGCAAGUGGUUUUGCCUUUGGCUUGGGGAUCUGUGUUGGAUGUCAGAGCUUGGGGAAAAUGCUGGACUGUGCCUUGCACAUUCUGAGUAGUUUGGCUUCAGAAAUGUCAAGGUAGCAAAAGAAAUAUUUACUGUACCAAAACCUUUUGAACAAAUAGUCCAGAGGUUCUCGACCAGGCACAGUUUUAGCCCUCAUGGCCAUGUCUGCAGACAUUUUUGGUUGUCACAACUGAGAUACUGCUACUGGGAUCUAGUGGGAAGAGGCCAGGGACGCUGCUGACCUCUGGACACACAGCCCGCCUCCUGUGGUGAAGAAUGAUUUGGCCCACACGUCAACAGUGCUGAGGCCGAGCGCCCAGACCUGACCUAGGAGCUCCUAACAUUGUCAACCGUGGAACAUUUGCGUUAUUCUCCUGCCCCUGGGCACCAACCAUAUUCUGAAAGAUUUUUGUCUACUAAAUGAAAUGCCUAAUUUGAGUAAUUAUAUAUUUUACACUUAAAAACAUUAAAACCAGCCAGAACCUUCUAAUUGGUCCAUUGACUCCACACCUGCCUUAUGCUGAGCAAUGUGGCAAUGUGGUGUGCAGGGGAGAGAGAUGAGUCAAUGCUGGUCCCUGCCCUGGAGACCUCAGGGAACGGGAGAGACACACAUGAAAGAAGAUAGUGCAGAGGCAAGCACAGUAAGCUGGGAAAUAUUUGCAUCCUUCUCAACUGAGCAGCAGAGCAGAGCAGAGAUGACUCACGAUCUGCAGUCCCUUCCAGAGGCCCAGACUACGAGCUGAACAACCAUCUUCCUGUCUCAAGUCAUCCAUGAGGAAUGUUUCUACUUUACAUGAUACCAACCAGGGGACCAAAGAGAUGGCUCUUGACCGUAAGAAGCCCGUAUGUAUUGGCACGGCAUGGUGGCAGGAGCCUGGCUUUGUAGUGCCUCUGCCACUCAUAAGCUGUAUCACCUCGCACAAAUGAAUACUAUCCUUCUUCCAACAUCCACUUCUUCAUCUGCUUGAGGGUCCUGAUGCCCACUUGACAGCUUUGUUCUGGUGAUCCAAUGAGCUGAUGGCUGGGGAAGUGCUCCGAACACUGUAAGGUUCUCCCCACGUCAGGGGCGUUGCUGCGUCUGUAGAAAGCAAUUCCUUCUCUCUCUGCUUCCUGCUGGCUGCUCAGGCAGGCUCUUCUGUGAGGGUUUGAGGCAUUGACAGUCCCACAUAGUUUCCACCUGAGAUAGGGCACCAAGAUGGCAGGACAGUGGUUUUAAAAACCAUCUUAGGAGUCAUCAUGAUGUUAGAAAGCUCCUGCAGAAACUUGGGCUAACAUGGCAUCCCAGCCAUGUGAGCACUUUCAUAGGGAGGGGCCAUGGAGUUCAUCAAAUUCUCAGAAGAGACUGGAAUCCAUAAGGGAUCAGUCACCCUUAGUCCAGGCAGCAAGGACUGUUAGAGACCCGUCCAGGGACCCAACUCUGUCUCCAACUUGACGGUGGCCUUGAGGCUGUCCUUCAGCCUCUAUGGGCCUCUGCUCCUCAUCUAUAAAGUGGGUGUAACCACGCACCUCCCAGCACUUCUCCCAGCCCUAACAUCUGAGGAGUCCAUUGCCCCUCCCUCUUGCCCUACAUGAUGCCCUCCCUUUGCCAAGUUCCCACGGAGGGGCAGGUUCUGAGUCCUUGUUUCCAGCAUAAACAAAGAGCUCCUCAUUUCUAAAAUACUUGUGUCCACGAAUUGCCCCAGCUAACCACAGCACCCUGGAGUACUCCCGGCCUGCAGCCUCGUUCAGCUCCAUUUGCCUGGCAGUUAAAGAGUAUCAACAGGUAGCCGCUGUGAUUGGACAGAGACGCCUUCUCCCUCUGCCAUCUCCCUGUAAACUGCAGGACAGUGAGGCCAGCCGAUUCAGGCAGCAAGGAGGGGGCUGAUGGGGACCUUCGAAGUCUCAGCAUUACCCAAGAAGAUGUAGUAACAAUGGAGCAUCUCUGCGGGGAAACCUCGGAGUCUACCGGCCCUGCUGCUGUGAGACAGAGCUGGGCAGGGAAACCUCGGAGUCCACCGGCCCCUGCUGCUGUGAGACAGAGCUGGGCAGGGAAACCUCGGAGUCCAC